This is a messenger RNA of Coffea eugenioides, 1060 nucleotides long. RefSeq names its product ubiquitin-conjugating enzyme E2 5-like. Gene Ontology annotation, cellular component: nucleus. Lineage: Eukaryota; Viridiplantae; Streptophyta; Magnoliopsida; Gentianales; Rubiaceae. Gene Ontology annotation, molecular function: ubiquitin conjugating enzyme activity. The coding region runs from base 245 to 889 and encodes 214 amino acids. The transcript has 7 exons. The record is from RefSeq and is a predicted model, not a curated record. Gene Ontology annotation, biological process: ubiquitin-dependent protein catabolic process; protein polyubiquitination.
UGCUGGAGUAGCUCACUCGCUACCUGUUCGAUGUCUGAACCGCCCCCCUGAGAAUAAAAUAUUUAUUAAUUCCUUCUCUCUUUCUUUUCUUCGCUAUCGCAUUUAUAUACACUUCACAGGCCUACCUAUAUAUACAGCACACGCAUAUCCCUCACUGCUUCAAUUCCCAAAACCUCCAACCUAAGAAAAAAAGAAUACAACAAACCUUCGGCGGAGAAAGGAAAAAAAGAAAAAAGAAUCGACCAUGUCUUCCCCAAGCAAGCGCAGGGAGAUGGAUUUAAUGAAGCUGAUGAUGAGUGACUACAAGGUGGAGAUGAUCAAUGAUGGCAUGCAAGAAUUUUAUGUGGAAUUCCAUGGACCUAAAGACAGUCCUUAUCAUGGAGGUGUGUGGAGGAUAAGGGUGGAGUUGCCUGAUGCUUAUCCGUAUAAAUCUCCCUCAAUCGGUUUUGUCAACAAGAUUUACCAUCCCAAUGUCGAUGAAAUGUCAGGCUCUGUUUGUUUAGAUGUUAUCAAUCAGACAUGGAGCCCCAUGUUCGAUCUGGUAAAUGUCUUUGAAGUGUUUCUUCCUCAACUUCUUUUGUAUCCCAACCCGUCUGACCCGUUGAAUGGAGAGGCUGCUGCUCUUAUGAUGCGUGAUCGAAAUACUUACGAACAAAGAGUUAAAGAAGCUAUAGACUUCAGAAGAUUAUUGGCGCUAAUGAGGCGCUUUAAAGGCCAUUUAUGUGAAGGGGACAAAGGCCAUUUAUGUUCUAUUGAGUACUGUGAAAAAUAUGCCAAGCCAGAGGAUGCUGGUGCUGCACCUGCAGAAAAAUCUAGUGAUGAGGAGCUGAGUGAAGAUGAAUAUCCCUCCAGUGAUGAUGAGGAAGUAGCUGGCAAAGCUGAUCCUUGAGGGAAUGAAUCUAAUGACAUCUUUAACUGUGUGUCUGUACAUGAAUAAGUCUAAUCAUAUCAGAGUUUCAUUUGCUGGAUGAAUUGGUGAUGCUUGUGUUUGAAAUUUGUACCAUUAUUGUUCAUAUUGAUUCAUUCUGGCUUAUAAAAAAUUUGUUUUGGACUUAACGCA